AGGAGAAGAAGAAGAAGAAGAAGAAGCAGAGAAGACGACGACGACUUAAAAAGACAAAGAAGAAGAAAACGACGACGAACCCAGUGGCAGCGGCAGCGAAAAAACAGGAGAGGAGAGAAAACCCGGGAAAGCAUCAGCACAUCUGUUAGAGAAGAAAACUGAACCAGAAGAUGUUGAGGAGGAAACCGACUCGUCUGGAGCUGAAGAUCGACGACACAGAGGAGUUCGAGAGCAUCAAGAAGGAGCUCGAGGCUAGGAAGCGUCAGCCGGAGGAGGCGGAGUCAGGAGGAGGAGUGGGCGGGGCUUCGGUCAUCAGUGUUGAUAUCAUCGUGGGUGGAGCCUCAGCAUCUCCCUCCACGGCGUCGAGGACGGAGCUCAUCAACGAGCGAAUCGGCUACAAGCCCCACCCCAAACCGGCCACGCUGCCGACGUUAUUUGGAAGUUUACAGUUUUAAUAAAAAAUAAUGUGUAAACAGAAAAACUGGUUGGUUUGUUUGUUUUUGUUUCUGUUCAGGUCAGAAACAGUCAGAGCUCUGUUUGGCGGAAGCUUCACAAAAUAUAUAAAAAGAAAUCUUCAGUUUAGAAAUAAAAACCUGCAAGAGAGUGGAUCAAAACCAAAACAAUGAUUUCUUAAUAUUUCAUGUCACUUUUCUGUGAUGUGUACAUUUUUUUUGUACAAAUAUUUUUGCUCUUUAUUCAUUUUUAAAUUGUCAGAUAAAGAAAAUAAACUGUUUUAACAGAAAUUGUGACAAGUGUUUUCUGUUUGAGUUCAGUAUGUUUAUGAAUGAGCAGUUAAAUACUUUAAACAAAAAUGUAUUGUGCAGAAAUUAAAAGGUCAAUGAAAACCAAUGUUCAAGAUGUAAUUUAAAUUACUUUUGAAUACUUUUAACUUGUCAAAUUAAAGCUAGCUGGACAGCAAAGUUUUUCACACCAAAAUAUUUCUAAUUUUUUUAAAAUUCAUUCAUUAUAAAACAUUUUUUCCUAAGUUUGCAACAAUGAUAAAAGCUUUAAUUGGAAAGAGUAGGAAAAAAAAAGUGUCAUUAAGGGUAAAAACACGCAAUUAAAUCCAGAAUAUAAAAUAUAAUUAA
Messenger RNA from Xiphias gladius (swordfish), 1088 nucleotides. It is a transcript of the gene cdc26, whose product is annotated as cell division cycle 26 homolog. NCBI's taxonomy places the organism in Eukaryota, Metazoa, Chordata, Actinopteri, Istiophoriformes, Xiphiidae. Gene Ontology annotation, biological process: protein K11-linked ubiquitination; anaphase-promoting complex-dependent catabolic process; regulation of mitotic cell cycle. The coding region runs from base 171 to 455 and encodes 94 amino acids. The transcript has 3 exons. Gene Ontology annotation, cellular component: anaphase-promoting complex. The record is from RefSeq and is a predicted model, not a curated record.